This is a messenger RNA of Olea europaea var. sylvestris, 735 nucleotides long. Its product is annotated as cytochrome P450 71B37-like. Bases 1 to 735 code for a protein of 244 amino acids. The transcript has 2 exons. The record is from RefSeq and is a predicted model, not a curated record. Gene Ontology annotation, molecular function: iron ion binding; heme binding; monooxygenase activity. NCBI's taxonomy places the organism in Eukaryota, Viridiplantae, Streptophyta, Magnoliopsida, Lamiales, Oleaceae.
AUGAAAAGCUGCAUUAUACAGCGAUAUGAAAUCCAGCCCAGAACCUUAGUUUACAUCAAUGCUUGGGGCAUUGCAAGAGAUCCUGAGUAUUGGGAAAAUCCAAUGGAAUUCUGGCCUGAAAGAUUCUUAAACAGUGCUGUUGAUAUCAAAGGGCAGGAUUUCGGGUUGAUCCCAUUUGGGUCUGGUAGAAGAAAUUGCCCCGGAAUGUCUCUAGGACUUGUAACAGUGGAGCUUGCACUCGCCAAUCUUCUUUACUCAUUCGACUGGGAAUUGCCUCGUCGGAUGAAAGCGGAAGACAUUGACUCUGAUGUUUUGCCAGGAAUUACAGUACACAAGAAAAACGCACUUUGUCUUGUGCCUAGAAACUACUUGGAGGGAUAUGAAAUCCAACCCAGAACCUUAGUUUACAUCAAUGCAUGGGGCAUUGCAAGAGAUCCUGGGUAUUGGGAAAAUCCAAUGGAAUUCUGGCCUGAAAGAUUCUUAAAUAGUGCUGUUGACAUCAAAGGUCAGGAUUUCGGGUUGAUCCCAAUUGGGUCCGGUAGAAGAAAUAGCCCCGGAAUGUCUCUAGGACUUGGAACAGUGGAGCUUGCACUUGCCAAUCUUCUUUACUCAUUCGACUGGGAAUUGCCUCGUGGGAUGAAAGCGGAAGACAUUGACUCUGAUGUUUUGCCAGGAAUUACAGUACACAAGAAAAACGCACUUUGUCUUGUGCCUAGAAACUACUUGUGUACUUGA